Molecule: messenger RNA, 639 nt
Organism: Penicillium egyptiacum
Lineage: Eukaryota; Fungi; Ascomycota; Eurotiomycetes; Eurotiales; Aspergillaceae
Source: the annotation of a GenBank genome assembly
AUGCGUUUCACUACUGCCACUGUUGCCUUCUUCGCCGGCCUUGCCAUUGCCGCCCCCGGUGCCGACAAGACCGUCUACGAGACCGAUGAGGUGACCAUCACCUCCUGCGCUCCUACUGUCACCGACUGCCCCGGCAACAGCGGUGCCGGUGUUGAGCCCACUGGCAGCACCACCCCCUCCAGCGUUCCCGCCGCUGUCACCUCCCCUGCCGGUGAGGCCCCCGAGACCUCCGUUGCCUCCGAGACCCCCGCCUGGUCUUCUGAGACCCCUGCCUGGUCCUCCGUCCCCACCUGGGCUCCCAGCGUCCCCGCUCCUAGCGCUCCUUCCAGCGUUCCCAGCGCUCCCGCUCCCCCUGCUGGCACCCCCGUGGUCUCCUCCAGCGUAAUUGCCGUCACCACCUGCAUCCCCACCGUUAUCUACUCCACCGUGCCCGUUUCUGCCACCACUCCCGCUGGCAGCAACGUCCCCCACGGUCCCACCGGUGGUGUUCCCCACGUUCCCUCCAGCAGCAAGGGUGUUGCCACUGGCACUGCCUCUGUCUCCCCCGCCACCUCCUCCCCUGCCUUCAACGGUGGUGCUACCCUCAGCGGCUCCCUCGGCUUCGCCGGUGCUGCCGCCGUUGCCGCUUUCUUCCUGUAA